AUGAAGUUUUUCUACUUGUACUGCCUGCUUCAACUGUUGUUCCUUUUCCAUUCUUGUUCAUUUCCCAUGUGCACUGACUUGAGAGCAGCUUACAGAAUAAAUGGGAGCUUGGGAUUCUGCAGCAAUUACAGUGGAGAAGUGUGUUGCAGUGGGUCACAAGAUGGGAAGCUGAAGAAGCGUUUUGAGGCUAUGAACAUAUCUGAUCCCUCUUGUGCUUCUGCUGUCAAGUCUAUCCUCUGUGCGACUUGCGACCCAUUCUCGGCAACUUUAUUGGACACCGGCCCCAACACUCGGCCACUCCCAAUACUCUGCAACUCCUCAACCACCACCAGCUUCUGCUCCUCCGUGUGGGAUGCCUGCCAAAACGUCCCCAUCUCAAACUCCCCAUUCGCCCCUUCUCUCCAAAGCAAGGCCCAAAUCACCCACAACUCCACCAUAUCCAAACUCAUCGACCUCUGGCAAUCCGAGUCCGACUUCUGCACCGCCUUUGGCACCCCAAACUCACCCUGCUUCAACGGAGACCCCUUCUCCCUCAACACCUCCGACACCACCCCACCACCCCACGGCAUCUGCCUCGAGAAAAUCGGCAACGGCUCCUACAUCAACAUGGCCCCGCAUCCCGACGGCUCGAGCCGGGCCUUCUUCUCGAAUCUGGCCGGCAAGGUCUGGCUGGCCACCAUUCCGGAGCAGGACUCAGGGGACGUGAUGGGGCUCGAUGAGUCCAGCCCAUUUGUGGACCUCACGGAUCAGGUUUACCUGGACACGAGCUUCGGGAUGAUGGGGCUCGCGUUCCAUCCUGAUUUUGCUGUAAACGGCCGUUUUUUCGCAUCCUUCAACUGUGAUAGGGAGAAAUCCCCUGCAUGCGGGGGAAGGUGCACGUGCAACUCAGAUGUGAACUGUGAUCCCUCAACAAUACAAGUUCCAGGUGCUGGUGAGGUCUGCAGGUACCAGUCGGUUAUAGCUGAGUACAGCGCCAAUGGGACUGAUUCAACCCCGUCUGAGGCAGAGACCGCAAGACCACAAGAAGUAAGAAGAAUUAUCACAUUGGGGUUGCCCUUCGCAUCAGAUCACGGUGGCCAAAUCCUUUUCGGCCCAGCUGAUGGAUACCUCUACUUUAUGAUGGGAGAUGGAGGGAGCAAAGGCGACCCCUAUAAUUUCGCCCAGAACAAAAAGUCCCUACUCGGAAAAAUUAUGCGGCUUGAUGUUAACAAUAUACCAAGUGAGGAGGAACUAGUCAAGCUUGGCCGAUGGGGAAAUUAUUCGGUGCCUCAUGAUAACCCUUUUUCGGAAGAUAAAGAGAUGCAGCCGGAAAUCUGGGCGUACGGUCUGAGAAACCCUUGGCGUUGCAGCUUUGAUUCGGAAAGGCCUUCUUACUUCAUGUGUGCUGAUGUUGGACAGGAUCAAUAUGAAGAAGUCGAUAUCAUAUCCAAGGGGGGAAACUAUGGGUGGCGCGUUUAUGAAGGCCCUCUGACUUUUAAUCCCCAAAGUAGUCCAGGUGGCAACACGUCUGCUAAUUCCAUCGACCCGAUUUUUCCAGUGUUGGGAUACAGCCACUCCAAAAUAAACAAACUAGGGUCUGCGGCAAUAUCUGGCGGAUACUUCUAUCGUUCACAGGCCGAUCCAUGCACGUAUGGAAGCUAUCUGUACGCGGACCUGUACGCAAGCCAUAUCUGGGCAGCUCAAGAAACCCCAGGAAACAGCGGAAACUUCACGGCCAAAGAUGUCUCCUUCAGCUGUGCCUCGGAUUCUCCUAUCCAAUGUGACACAGUUCCCAACAGCAGGCUUCCCGCAUUACAGUACAUAUUCUCCUUUGGAGAGGACAAUAGAAAAGACGUUUUCAUCCUCACACAGAGUGGCGUGUACAGAGUUGUUCGUCCGAGCAGAUGCAACUACGAAUGCUCCAAGGAAGUCAAGGCAUCCGUAAAUUCUCCCAGGGCUGCUCCUUCUCGUGGCCAAUGUGUACAUCCACAUCCACCGGUGGUGGGUUUUGUUUUUGUAUGCAUACUACUGCUUUUUCUGGGAGUCUUGUUGUAA
Molecule: messenger RNA, 2034 nt
Organism: Striga hermonthica
Lineage: Eukaryota; Viridiplantae; Streptophyta; Magnoliopsida; Lamiales; Orobanchaceae
Source: the annotation of a GenBank genome assembly